Ostrinia nubilalis (European corn borer) is the source of this 2487-nucleotide messenger RNA. RefSeq names its product CAAX prenyl protease 1 homolog. Gene Ontology annotation, biological process: CAAX-box protein processing. Gene Ontology annotation, cellular component: endoplasmic reticulum membrane. The coding region runs from base 112 to 1434 and encodes 440 amino acids. Gene Ontology annotation, molecular function: metalloendopeptidase activity. The transcript has 2 exons. The record is from RefSeq and is a predicted model, not a curated record. Lineage: Eukaryota; Metazoa; Arthropoda; Insecta; Lepidoptera; Crambidae.
UAUUUGUCGCGUUUCUUUCGAGUCAUACCUACUUAAUCGCUUUUGCAGAUUUUAAAUUAAUUUAUUUAUUUAAUACAAAGUAUUGCUAUAUUUUUAAGUAAAGAUAAGACGAUGGACGAGGAUACGAUUUUGUUUUUAAUACUUUUAUUCUCCUGGGGGGAGUAUUUUUGGGAACUAUAUCUUUCCUUGCGGCAGCUAAAAAUCUAUAAGACAAACAACCACAUACCUGAUGAUUUAUCAGAAAUGCUCAACGAAGAAUCCUUCGAAAAAGCCCGACUGUAUGGGAUCGACAAAUCGCAGUUUAAAAUAGUUAAGGAACUCUACAGCAUAACAUUAACCACUCUAAUAAUCUACAACCGCUGGAUUUACUCAGCUUGGCACAAGUCUGAAGAAAUAGCAGCUCUCUUUGGUGUGUCUCAAGAUAGAGAGAUUGUUAUCAGCUGUGUAUUCAUGUCCUUUGUGACUGUGUUUAACUUUGUGGUGAAUAUGCCCUUUACAAUUUAUGGAAUCUUUGUUCUUGAAGAAAAGCAUGGUUUCAAUAAACAAACAGUUGGAUUCUUUAUCAAAGAUCAAAUCAAGUCAUUGUUACUGAGUCUUAUUAUUACUCUGCCUAUUAUUUCUAUGGCAAUAUACAUCAUAAUGCUUGGUGGAAAUAUGUUUGUUGUUUGGCUAUGGUCUUUUACAACUGUAGCAACUCUAGUGUUGUUAACUAUUUACCCUUCUGUGAUUGCACCAUUAUUCGACAAGUUUGUGCCUUUGCCGGAUGGUUCACUUAGAAAGGGUAUUGAAGAUCUAGCAUCAAAACUAAAUUUUCCUUUAUCUCAAGUCUAUAUUGUGGAAGGUUCAAAGAGAUCAGCACAUAGUAAUGCUUAUUUUAGUGGGCUGUUUGGUGCAAAAAGAAUUGUUUUAUUCGACACUUUGCUGGAAAAAUAUGAUGAAGAAAAGAAGAAAACCACUGGUUGCAAAGAUGGAGAAAUAUUGGGUGUUUUAGCUCAUGAACUGGGUCACUGGAGUUGCAGUCACAUUGUCAAGUCAGUUAUGUUGACUGAAGUAAACUUGCUGCUCCUUUUCACUGCAUUUGGUUUACUGUUUAGAUAUUCUUCGCUGUACACUUCACUAGGUUUCCCAUUAGGACAAGAGCCAAUUAUUAUCGGUCUUAUUGUGGUGUUGCAAAUGAUUCUGGCCCCUUAUAAUUCUGUACUUUCCUUCUUUGCGACAGCUUUGGGAAGGAAGUUUGAAUUUGAAGCUGACAAUUUUGCUGUCUCUUUAAAUUAUCCUAAUGAAUUACGAUCAGCUCUUAUUAAAUUGGGUAAAGAUAACUUAGAUUAUCCGAUUUAUGAUAAACUAUAUUCGGCUUGGUAUCAUUCUCAUCCAACUUUGUUGCAUAGGAUCGAAAACAUCAAAAACCAAAUCCAACCUAAGAAGAUUGACUAAGUCUGAUAACCCUGUACAGUGUAUGCAUUUUAUGUAUGUAGUACAACUAUUUUUAAAACUUAGUAGGAAUAAAUAUUUUUUGAUUAAAAAAAAGCAGUCCGCAUUUUUUUAAAUAUUUCAUGUAGUGCAUUAAAUCAUUAAUUGAUGAGAGUAUAUUGUGAAGACUGGAUGUAAUUUUAUGCUUUCCUAAAUAAUUUUGAGGCUCAAACAUUCUGGUUAUGUGUAAUGUUAAUUAAGAUGUGUUUUUUACAUUUCAUUCUAUUCUGCUUGCUUAUAAAUAUGAAGAUCUAAAUUAUUUGUUUUCCAAAAUAUUCCAAAAAACAAUUAUUCUAAGUUAGUGUUAAAAGUACACCAUCAUGUGAUACAUUCUUUCCUACCAUAAAAUGUGUAGACUUAUACAAUAAUAGUCUAAUUAUUGACCGUGGCAUGAAUCUAUGAAUGUUAUUAAGGACUAAUAUUGCAUCAAACUAGAAACGAAAAUUUUAAAUACCUAUCUAUAUUAUUUUUAAUGAAUACCUAUGUGUUAAUGUUUGUAAAAGAUGUAAAUAGUUGCCUCAAGAGACUAAUGCUACGGUCAUUUAUUAUGUGUUUUAAGGACUUCUUACAAAAGAAACCAUUUGUGGUAAUUUCAAUAAUUUAUUAUAGUAAUUGUAAUCGAAAACUUCUAAAAUUUAUUGUUUUAGACUUUCAUGGUCACUAAAAUAAUUAUUAUUACUGACGGGAUUGCAACAGUUUUAUUGUCCAAGACACUACACCGUACAUUCUUUCAUAAGACUUGAUAAGCACACUCAAUCGAGAAAGGCAUUUAGAAAUUCCAUUUGUUUCAUUUUUUUAUUCAAAUUAUGGUGAUCUUUUGGUAUUUUACUUACCUAGUGAUCAGACUGGUCAUAAUUACUGUUUUCUACUUAUCCUAUGCUAUAAGUAUACAUAGCUGUAUAAAUAAUUUAUUUUAGACAUAAUGUAAACCAAAACAAUCAUAAAAUAUGUAAUUUUAUUAGGAAUGUCAGUGUUCUAUGUAACUUUGUAUUAAAAUUUUAUUCACAUAAAACCAAA